AUGCCACCCAAGAAAGUAGCUAUAAUCGGUGCCGGCCCUUCAGGCCUUGUAACAGCCAAAACCCUCCUCCAUAUUUUCCCUCGCGGCACAUUCUCUCCAAUCAUAUUCGACACCCAGCGCGGAGUCGGCGGUCUGUGGCGAACAUCUCCUAAUAGGGCUGAUGAUCCACGGGUGACACUCGACCCUCGAAUGCGGACGAAUCUUAGCCGCUUCACGGUUGCUUUCUCCGAUCUUGACUGGGAGUCGGUCAUUCCUGAUGCCGAGGUUCCGACUUUUCCUCGCGCAGAGCAGGUUGCGGCGUACCUAGAUGCGUAUGCACAGCGGUACAUCCCGGUCGAGGUGCUAAGAUUUGGGUGUAAAGUUGUUGGGACUGUGAGGAGGAUUGAGGGGGAUGAUGUGAAGUGGGGUGUGCGGUGGAUUAGGGAGAGGGAGAGUGUGCAAGAAAUGCAGUCGGGAGAUGGUGCACUACAUGAGGAGGAAUCUGAGGAUUUCGACAUGGUUGUCGUCGCUUCCGGGUACUUUGCUCAGAAGUAUACUCCGGAUAUACCAGGACUAGGAGAAUUUCCCGGCCCAGUCAUCCACAGUUCUUCUCUCUGUCAUGAGCGAGAGAAUUUACUUCCUGUCCAAGACCGAGACGUGACAGCCAGAAUCGUCGUCAUCGGCGGUAGCAUGUCAGGCGUCGAGGCCGCCACUGCCGUUGCUCUCCACCAGUCUUCAUCCAUACUCUCCACAAACAGAAUCCCCAGUGCCAAGGAUAUAAAAGUGGACCAUAUACACUCCAGACCCUUCUGGGCUCUCCCAACCUACCUCCCCCAUGAAUCUUCAGGAACCCCAGCCUUCAUACCCCUGGACUUGGCCAUGUACGAUCUAUGUCGCAGACCCGCCGGCCCGAUAGAAUACGCCCUGGGCCCAAUUCCGCCAGAAAAGGCAACCAAGACAAACAGCUACUUCCAUUCAAUACUAGGAGACGAAUACGAGCAACACGCACACCGAUAUUCCCCUUCCUUGUCUAGCGCGAAACAGCCAUGGGUCGCCAUAGGCGACGAUUACGCCGAGUUCAUCCGCUCCGGAAUGAUCCAGACAUCCAUGGGCCGGGUGACCUCUGUGCAUUCUAACCGUGAUACCGGACUAGCUUCUGUGCUAUGCGACGGGUCUGACGGGUGCAAGACGAUAGACAACGUGGCGGCGAUCGUUAUGGCGACUGGUUUCACGCCGUAUAGAUCAUUAUCAUUUUUACCAGAUGAAGUACUAGAUACACUUGAAUAUUCCGAGACCGAUCCCUUUUCCCCGUUGAUCCUUGAUCAAGGAUGUACCGUGCGCUCGGAGAUUGUGGAUCUCGGGUUCGUGGGGUUCUAUCGUGGUCCGUAUUGGGGUGUUAUGGAGAUGCAAGCUAGAUAUCUCGGGAAACUAUGGUCUGGGCCUUGUGCUGUUAGUGAAACAAAGCAGAAGCAGGCUCUCCGCGAGGUCAGGCUCGCAGACCCAAAUCUCGCACGCGGCCAGUUUCCUAUGGGCGACUAUGUCGGAUUGAUGGAGUCGUUUGCGGACGACCUUGGGAUCACUCGAUUGUCGCUGGAUGCAGAUGCUCGGUACGGGCCUGCUGUUCCCGCGCGGUAUGUCUAUGGUGGUGUGCACAGUCCCGGAGGACAAGGUAGCCUACUGGCUAAGAACGAUGCGGUUGGGAGGACGCUGGAUGCAUUGCGCGACGCUCUUACCGCCGGCCACGAGACAGCGCAGCAGGGCGCUGCGUCUGCGGUCUUUCGGGCCCUGCAUGGGUCUUGGAAGCAGAUAUCAAGUGCUGGAGGGGAAGAGUCAACCGGGACACUAUCCUUUCAUCCGCGGUACGCAACUAGCCCGGCGUAUGACAGAGAAUAUGUAUGUGUACAGACAUCGGCUGGAGAGCAACGUCAAGAGAAAGUUCGGUUUAUCAUGCGCUUAGCGGAGACGGUCAGCGAGACUGCCUCUGCUUGGAUUACCAUCUGGUCUUCUGGGUUGACGGGUACGCUGUCGGCUGGUCGGGUUACGCAGUCUUGGGAGUUGGGCCCGUUACGUCAUGAAAUGAGAGAAGGGGAGUCUGUUCUUGGGGAGUAUGUGGUCUCUGCCAAGGCUUUUGACUUGGAUUCUGGUCAUGAGGUUCUGUAUACCUUCCAUUUCCAGGGGGUUUCAGUUCUGUCUUGGACGUGUGUUGAGCUUGAGGGAGAAACGAGGACGGUGGCUUCUUGUUCCUUUGUUAGAGAAGAUACCCAUCUGGACAUGGACGGUCCAUGA
This is a messenger RNA of Penicillium bovifimosum, 2265 nucleotides long. RefSeq lists its product as uncharacterized. Gene Ontology annotation, molecular function: flavin adenine dinucleotide binding; N,N-dimethylaniline monooxygenase activity; NADP binding. The coding region runs from base 1 to 2265 and encodes 754 amino acids. NCBI's taxonomy places the organism in Eukaryota, Fungi, Ascomycota, Eurotiomycetes, Eurotiales, Aspergillaceae. The record is from RefSeq and is a predicted model, not a curated record. The transcript is spliced from 3 exons.